Molecule: messenger RNA, 3003 nt
Organism: Cyprinus carpio (common carp)
Lineage: Eukaryota; Metazoa; Chordata; Actinopteri; Cypriniformes; Cyprinidae
Product: discoidin, CUB and LCCL domain-containing protein 1
Exons: 16
Coding region: 561-2447 (628 amino acids)
Source: RefSeq, a predicted model, not a curated record
UUAAGUAUCACUUUGUAUCUAUACCAUACUCAAUAUUUCUACUAGGCUACUAUAGGCUACUAUCCGCCUGACACAAGACAGACCUGUGUGACUGGUCUAGUAACCGCUUGGUGCCGCCUGUGGGAGAAACACGGAAGAAGAGUUCAUUCAAGGCGUUUAGGGAUACGCGCGGACAAAUGUACACGAGCUUCUCCCGGUAAACAUGCUCCCGUGAUGCUUCUCCAAUGCGCCCUCGCGUUUUACUCUCAUUCGCAGCGGUUUUAAGUGGAGAUGCCUGGAAACACAUUACUGCAUGGACUGAUUCUCUUGUGUUCAAUUCACACGCUCGUGCUCGCCGAAAAACCGGGAACAGUGUUGCAUGUUUCUCCGUGAAACUGUAGAAUGGCUUCCAACUCAUCAACCUUUCAGAUGAUGGCUGUGGUCAUUAUGUCCUUGGCCAAGAGAGUGGUGUCCUGUCCUCCGAGAACUAUCCGGGAACUUACCCAAACAACUCCUGGUGUGAAUGGCGAAUCCGCGUACCCAUUGGUCACACUAUUGUCCUCAAGUUUGGAGACCUGAACAUGGAGAAGAAGGACUGUGAGUCUGACUAUUUGAAGGUUCUGAAAGGAUCGUAUGGGGCAGAAAUCGUUUCCUGGGAGUACUGUGGUGGUCUGAUGCCCAAGCCUGCACCGAUUCACACGGACUCCAGCGAACUGACCGUCCGCUUUCGUAGCAGUCAGCAUAUCUCUGGAAGAGGAUUCCUGCUUUCAUACUCCACAGAAAACCACAAAGAGCUGCUGACAUGCUUGGACAGAGGCAGUCAUUUCCCGGUGUCAAAGUACAGGAAGUACUGUCCGGCCGGAUGUGCAGCGGUGACAGGAGACGUGUCUGGGGACAUUUCCCUGGGCUACAGACAUACAUCAGUUUUGUGUAAAUCAGCGGUGCAUGCUGGGGUCAUCAUGGACCAGUUUGGAGGACCAAUCACAGUGGAGGAGCGCCGAGGGCUCAGUCACUACCCUGCGGUCAGAGCCAACGGCAUCCAGUCAAAAGAUGGCUCGUUGUCUGAAACCCUCUUCACAUUUGUGACAAACGAUUGCAGUCAACAGACUGUUCUUCAACCUGUGAGCACUACUACAAGCUUGUCAUCACACAAUAUCUCUUCUGACGGGUCUGAAGUCGACUGGUUUCCUAACAGCACCCAACCGGGUGUCUCUGAUGACCUUAACAAUAACCAUCUAAAAUGGCUCCAGAUUGACCUCGGAGAAAAGAGGAGGAUCACAGGUAUUCUGACCACAGGCUUGACCAUUGCAGGCUUUGAAAAUUUUGUAAAAAACUACAAGAUCGAGUACAAAGAGAGGAGUCGCUGGCGAACAUUUGUCCAGUAUAAUAACUCUGAUGAUAUGAUCUUUGAAGGAAAUACUGAUGGCCUCCACCAAACACGCAACACCUUCCAUCCCUCCAUCGUAGCACGAAGCAUUCGAGUCAUACCUCAACAGUGGCACCGGAUAAUCGCUAUGAGAGUGCAGCUACUGGGCUGUCCUUAUGUUAAACCCAUCCCAGCAGUGAAUUCAUCGUCUCUGGUGACACAGGAGGCACAGCCUACACAGCCCAUUCACGAUGACAUGACCAAACCAGUGGCCUCUCAGGCUGAUCUUGUCAAUCUGGUCAUAAUAAUUGUGCCCACCAUUCUGCUUGUGGUCUUGCUUCUGGUGGGAAUCUGCGUGGUUAAAAUGCUAUACAAUAAGAAGACAAAGGAGAACACAUAUGGCUCUGCGGAGACACAUACAGGCUGUUGGGGACAGAUAAAACAACCGUUUGCCAGGCACCAGUCCACAGAGUUCACCAUCAAGUACAGCUCUGAGAAAGACCCCAUCCAGAAGCUGGACCUGGUAACCAGUGCAAUGGCAGCUGAGUACCAGCAGCCUCUCAUGCUUGGCACAGACACUGUGUCACGAAAAGGCUCAACGUUCAGACCCAUGGACACCGAGACCAAAGACAAGGACAUCGAGGCAACUUCUCACUAUGACCACCUGCAGACGGGCAUUCAGUAUGCCCUACCACUGACCAAUCAGGAGCCAGAAUACGCCACGCCCAUCAUCGAGCGCCACGCCUUCCGCAAAGAUCCUUUCCUUCCGGAUCCCAGCUACAGCGUCCCAGGCGUUGUAUUAAACAAAAGCCCGUCGUUUCGAGCGGUGGAGGGAAGUAACUGUAGGAAAGUGAUCGGAGGGCUGGCCGGGGGCUACCAGGCGGCCCACGUCAAAACAGACAGGGGAAAUUACCCAGAAGACAUCUACGACAGCCCUAAAAUCCAGAAGCCCGUCAUGCAGAACGGGAGUUGCUCGGAGUACCAGAAACCCCAGAUUAAAUCCCAGGUUCAAGAGUGCUAUUCCACUCCCAGAGACUGCGUCAGACUGCCUUUCUCCGGACUAAGGCCAGACCCCGAGGGAAGCAGCUCAGAAGGAAGCUGAGAAGACUCGUACUGUGAUGUUGCCUGAUUUACUCAACAGAAUCACCUCCAGACUCUACUUAACUUAUUUGUGCAUGAGGAACAACUUGUUUUUGCUUUUUUGCGGAGGCCGUAAAGGAUGUGAUCAAUUUGUGUAAUUUAACAAUUUUUUGGUAUACAUGAUGUACUUUUUUUUUUUUUUUUUUACCUUUUUUUUUUAAGUUUUGUUUUAAAUCAAAUGCAAUAUGCAGAUAUUUGUAGGAGACAAAUGCGUUCAUUCCCUAAUCGGACACAAACUGUGAAUGCAAGCCAGAUUUUCAUGUGUUCUACAAUGUGACCAUCCUCUCAAUCUUCUCAGACUCUGCUUCAAAUAUCCUUAAAGGACAAUUUCACUGAUUUUCAACCAUCUUUGCAUUGUUUAAAUGUUGGUUAUGUAAGUGUUCAAUGCAUAGGACUCUUUGUCCAUGUUAAAUCCCUAUUUAUUUGUUUCCAAAAAGACUUUUGACAGCCAGGUGAUGUUUUGUGUCAUCUGUUGACUUUUGCUGACAGAAACUGGUAUAUUUGGGUUUUGGUAUGAU